Molecule: messenger RNA, 996 nt
Organism: Coccidioides posadasii C735 delta SOWgp
Lineage: Eukaryota; Fungi; Ascomycota; Eurotiomycetes; Onygenales; Onygenaceae
Gene: RPL11
Product: 60S ribosomal protein uL5
Biological process (GO): translation
Cellular component (GO): ribosome; cytosolic large ribosomal subunit
Molecular function (GO): structural constituent of ribosome; RNA binding
Source: RefSeq, a predicted model, not a curated record
CUCAACCGACCAAACUCCCUUCACCGUCAACACGUCGACAACCAGCACAGAGUCACCAUGUCGGAGGGAAAGGACAAGUCCGCCAACCCCAUGCGGGAACUCCGCAUCCAGAAGCUCGUCCUCAACAUCUCAGUUGGCGAGUCUGGUGACAGACUCACCCGUGCGGCCAAGGUGUUGGAGCAAUUGAGCGGCCAGACCCCUGUCUACAGCAAGGCCCGCUACACCGUCCGUACCUUUGGUAUCCGCCGUAACGAAAAGAUCGCUGUCCACGUUACCGUCCGCGGACCCAAGGCCGAAGAAAUCCUUGAACGCGGCCUCAAAGUCAAGGAAUACGAAUUGAGAAAGAAGAACUUCUCCGAGACUGGCAACUUCGGUUUCGGUAUCAGCGAACACAUCGAUCUCGGUAUCAAAUACGAUCCCAGCAUCGGUAUCUACGGCAUGGACUUCUACUGCUGCAUGACCCGCCCUGGAGAACGUGUUGCCAAGCGCAGACGAUGCAAGUCCAGAAUCGGUGCCUCACACCGCAUCAACCAAGCCGAGACUAUCAAGUGGUUCAAGUCCCGCUUCGAGGGAAUCGUUCGAUAAAGUUAGUUUAUGUGGUAAUGCGGGUUUAUGGGGUAUUUCCUUUUUAGCCAGACUAGAUCAAUGCACGAGACAUGACUGCUGAUCUGGCAAAAAUCUUUUGUCUAUUAUGGGACUUGUGGGCAUAGGCAUAGGCGUGCUAGCGAUUUCUGACAGCAGUCCUCCAAAUGAAAGAAAAACCAAGUUCUUCUGAUGGCUCAAUUUUUCACAAUGGAGGCUUCACAAAAGGUGUUGGUCCGCUUAACCAUUGCUGGAAAACUUGAUACUUUCUGGGAUUCGUCCUAGGCGGCCUCUUCGAGCUUGUCGACUCCCUACGCUUCACUGGCUUUUGGUUUCGACGGUUCGCUCUACCACGUCCAAGUCGUCCAUCGGAGGAUAGUGGACUGGUCAGACCUUUCCUUGUCCUUUUUUCCC